AUGGGUGGCCCAGCAAGGGCUCUCCUUGGAGGGUUCAGCACAACCACCUCCUCUCUGGAGGUGGGAGGUCGGAUGUCUUGGCCGAGCAACAACCCCCUGGACCUCAACCAAACCCUGCCUUGGGGGAGUGUUGGUGCAGGAGGCGCGGCGGCCAUGAGUGCAGGCCUGGACAAUUUUACCCAGGAGUCCAUCACCAGGGCAGUGAUCAAAGAGAAAAACUGGCCGGCGCUGCUCAUUCUCGUCAUCAUCGCGCUGACGAUUGGCGGCAACAUCCUGGUGAUCCUGGCGGUGUCGCUGGAGAAGAAGCUACAAAACGCCACCAACUUCUUCCUGAGGUCGCUGGCUGUGGCAGAUAUGCUCGUGGGCAUCCUGGUCAUGCCGAUCUCCUUAAUCAACAUCCUCUAUGACUACGCCUGGCCUCUCCCCAGCGCUCUCUGUCCGAUCUGGAUCUACCUGGACGUCUUAUUCUCCACCGCCUCCAUCAUGCACCUGUGCGCCAUCUCCCUGGACCGAUACGUCGCCAUCCGCAACCCCAUAGAGCACAGCCGCUUCAACUCCAGAACCAAAGCAAUGAUGAAGAUCGCCGCAGUCUGGACCAUAUCUAUAGGUGUGUCGAUGCCCAUCCCGGUCAUCGGCCUCCACAACGAGGACAAGGUCUUUGUCAACGGCAGCUGUGUCCUCAACGAGGAGCGCUUCAUGCUGAUUGGCUCCUUUGUGGCCUUCUUCAUCCCACUGGUCAUAAUGGUGGUGACAUACUGCCUCACUAUACAGGUGCUCCAGAGGCAGGCCACUGUCUUCCUAUAUGAGGCAAAGACUUCCUCCCAGCAGCCUUUGCACACACCAGCCCCCCCCUCCACAGAGUUAAAGCCCCCACUCCCGCCUCCACCCCCGCCCCCUCAGAGCAGACGAAACACCCUGAGCUGUCUGAAAGGAGCGGAGCCCAGCAUACUGCUCAGCGCCUCCACAUCCGACAGCAUAAGCAUCAUUCCCAGCUCGGAGGCGGCGUCUCAGCUCAGCUCGCCAGCCGCGGGGCCGGGGCGGAGCGACACGUCGGGUUGCCACGGGCGACGGGGGAUGAUGCAGGCCAUAAAGAACGAGAGGCGGGCCUCCAAGGUCCUGGGAAUCGUCUUCUUCCUCUUCCUCAUCAUGUGGUGUCCCUUCUUCAUCACGAACGUUACCUUCGUCCUGUGCCGCGGCUCCUGCAACGAGUCGCUGCUCCACGACCUCCUCAAUGUCUUCGUCUGGGUGGGUUACAUCUCCUCCGGAGUCAACCCGCUGGUCUACACCCUCUUUAAUAAGACCUACAGGAGAGCGUUCUCCAGCUACAUCAGGUGCCAGUACAAAAUGGGGGCCAACGCUGCCGGACAGAGUUGCAAAACCCUCCUGGUCCCCCCACCGUGCCCGUCGCACGCCGUGACCCCUCUUCUGAUGGGCAGUCAUGGGAAAGCAGGCGUGGACCGGAACAGUAACUGUCGCAACGGCAGCAGGGGGGACAACGGGAGGCUGACAGUGGACCCCGAGGACACGACGGAUGACGGGACGCAAAUCGGAAUAGUGUCGCAGAGCCUCUCUGAAUGCCACAACAUCGGCAUACUAUCGGAGACAGAGCCGGAAACAGAGGUGGAGCAGGAGCUGUCGCUCAUCAGCUACAGCCCCGCCUCCAGAGAACACACAAGCAGCGUGUGA
Messenger RNA from Seriola dumerili (greater amberjack), 1686 nucleotides. RefSeq names its product 5-hydroxytryptamine receptor 2C-like (gene htr2cl1). Gene Ontology annotation, cellular component: plasma membrane; dendrite. Gene Ontology annotation, molecular function: neurotransmitter receptor activity; G protein-coupled serotonin receptor activity. The record is from RefSeq and is a predicted model, not a curated record. Lineage: Eukaryota; Metazoa; Chordata; Actinopteri; Carangiformes; Carangidae. The transcript has 6 exons. Gene Ontology annotation, biological process: chemical synaptic transmission; G protein-coupled receptor signaling pathway, coupled to cyclic nucleotide second messenger. The coding region runs from base 1 to 1686 and encodes 561 amino acids.